AUGAAAACAUUCAGAAAAAAUCCUUCUAAAAUUAUUAAUAACAGUGUCUUAAUUAAUAAGAAAAAUAGGAUAUCAAAGGUUUUUAAAAAAAUACAACUAUAAAUUCAGAAAAAAAAAAAAAUUUGGUAAGUAGGUACAAUCGAGAAGAAAAAUCGCAUGUGCAAUGAUACCACAGGAAAAUUAAUCAAUAUUUAAUUCGGCAUAACAUUUAAAAAUGAUAAUAGAAUAGAAUAUAUUAAAGAUGGAGCAAUCAUUAGGAGGUAUGAUUACCAAUAUUUAUUAAUCUUAUUAGUGAUUCGAUCAAAGAAAUAUCAAAGAAACCUAAAGUAAUGACUAAUAUGGAUCAAAUAAUGAACUUGAAUUGGGUUGGAUAAUAUGGAUAAAAUAAUUUAAAGAUUGGUAAAUGGACGAUUAAAUGGGAAGGAAAAAUUUUAUAAGAUGUGGGAGGAGAGUACUCCGUUGAUGAAAAAAAAUAAGGCAAGUGGAAGGAAAUAAUUAAGAAUUAUUGGAGGUAGAUUAUUAACAUCUAUAAUUCCAUAGUAAAGCCUAGGUCUAUAAAGUUGGAGAAUAUUAGAAUGGAUUAAGAACUGGGAAGUGGAAGUAUAUUUAUGGAGAAAAUGUUAUGUAUUGAAAUAAAUUAUUGAUAACUAGUGGUGGUGGNGUAUUUCAUAAAAAAGAUAAUGAGAAUAAUUGA
Paramecium octaurelia is the source of this 694-nucleotide messenger RNA. NCBI's taxonomy places the organism in Eukaryota, Ciliophora, Oligohymenophorea, Peniculida, Parameciidae. The record is from the annotation of a GenBank genome assembly.